Molecule: messenger RNA, 729 nt
Organism: [Candida] anglica
Lineage: Eukaryota; Fungi; Ascomycota; Pichiomycetes; Serinales; Debaryomycetaceae
Source: the annotation of a GenBank genome assembly
AUGACCAAACCUAAACCUAGAAAGACGGUAUCGUUUAAAUCUGUUUCUGAUCAAGGUGUCAAAGGAACUGAUGGUACCAAUACUGAUGAGGCAUUAUUGUUUCCUACAAAGAAUACAAUGUUGUUAUUACCAUUACAUUUACCUGCUCUUGCUUUAUUCACAUUUAAAGAACUUAAAUCAAAUCCAUUGAAUGGAUUAUUGCAAGGAAUUCCUACAUUGAUUGCAGCCCAAGUGGCAUAUGGGUGCCUUAUUACAACUCAAUUCCAAUCAUCGAGAUCGAAAAAGGCAGGUAAGAGAGAAAAAGAAUCAGAAAAUACACCAUUACUUUUGAUUGGUUCUUUAAUCAUUUCACUUAUUCUUACUACUCCACUCUUUGCAAUUGUAAUCCUUUUUGGUGCUCCAUUGUAUGCUCAUGUAUAUGAGACAUUCUUAUUGUGUACACAUUUGGCACUUGUUAUAUUUUAUCCAAUUUUAGUUGGAUAUAAAUUAAAUUUUAACGCCUUGAUUCGUUCAUUCUCGCCAACUAGUAAGGAUAAAGUACUACAAAUAGUAUACAAGAAUCAAAUCUUACUUUCUUCAAUUGGUGGAAUUGUUGGUACUUGGUUUGGAGUAUUCCCAAUUCCUCUUGAUUGGGAUCGUGAUUGGCAACAAUGGCCAAUUACUCUCCUUAUCGGUGGAUAUGGCGGGUAUUUUCUUGGAAGUAUUAUAGCUUUACUUAUUGGGAAUUAA